Molecule: messenger RNA, 168 nt
Organism: Aspergillus melleus
Lineage: Eukaryota; Fungi; Ascomycota; Eurotiomycetes; Eurotiales; Aspergillaceae
Exons: 1
Coding region: 1-168 (55 amino acids)
Source: RefSeq, a predicted model, not a curated record
AUGGCGUCUCUGGACACGAAAGACAUCGAGGGAGUGCCCAACUGGAAUGCUACGGAUUCCACGGAGAAGCAGCUGGAGGAUGAAAAGGCGCCUCCCUCCCUCGAGAAUGAUCCCUUCGGGGCUGAAGAGAUCGCAGAGGUGAAGUACAAGACCUUGGACUGGUGGUAA